UUAUGGUUCCCACCCAUGAGUAGCGACGAUUCAUCCGAUAGUAGCAUUCUUUUUUUUUCAAAAUCUCAUCGAAGAAGCCGAACUUCAAGAUACCGGCACAUCUAACCGAAGGAGAUAUAUUGAACGUCAACGUGAGGAGGGGCAUGAGACACUCAUGGCGGAUUAUUUUGUCGAAGACCCGAAGUACAACGAAGAUAUCUUUCGGCAUAGGUUCCGUAUGUCGAAACGUUUGUUUCUAAAAAUUGUGGCCGAUGGGGAAGAGAACGACCCGUGGUUUGUAGAGGCCCCCGAUGCGCGAGGUAAGAAGGGCUUUACGCCCUUGCAAAAGGUGACAUCGGCUAUUAAACAGCUCGCAACUGGAAACACUCCAGACGAGAACGAUGAGUACUUCCAUAUGGCCGAAAGAACUUCCCGCGAGUGCCUAGAAUAUUUUUGUGACACGGUUUGCAAAAUAUACGGUCCAGAGUUCUUACGUAAACCGACAAGCCACGACAUGGCACUUUUAUACCAAGCUCAUGAGGAAAAACAUCACCUUCCAGGUAUGUUCGGUAGCCUUGAUUGCACCCAUUUCGUUUGGCGUUUUUGUCCGACAGAGAAAUUCAAGAGGCAACAUGAGGCGGCAAGAAAAGACGUCGAACGGGCUUUUGGUGUUUUGAAGGCGAAAUGGGGUGUAUUGAGUCGACCGAUGCUGUAA
Messenger RNA from Helianthus annuus (common sunflower), 694 nucleotides. RefSeq lists its product as uncharacterized. NCBI's taxonomy places the organism in Eukaryota, Viridiplantae, Streptophyta, Magnoliopsida, Asterales, Asteraceae. The record is from RefSeq and is a predicted model, not a curated record. Bases 155 to 694 code for a protein of 179 amino acids. The transcript is spliced from 2 exons.